GAUAGGGAAGCAUGCACACUAUCUCUGCAGAAGAAGCAAAACUCAUGCAUGUUCAGUUGCUCAAGCACUUGAAUGCAUCAAACCAUGACAAAUAGGCUCUGUCAAAUGAAUAUCUCAGUGAUUCAUCUGCUGCUGUUCCUGUUCCUUGGACCAUUUUGUUCACCUGCACCACGACUCUCGAAAAAGGAGGAAUGCCUCUUAGAAAACAGCAAACUACAGAAGAAGUUGAAAAUGCUUCAAGAUUUAUACCAGUUAUAUGAAUUUCAGUUGAAAGACCUGCUGGGGAACAACUAUCACAGAAGAAAAAGCAAAGUUUUCUCUGCCAGGAAGACAGCAUCUCUGGAUAUGUAUUUGCCCACAACUAGUGGAAGUCUCUUAGUCUAUGAUCAAGAUUGUGCAAUGCUGUUUAAUAGAGGAAGAAGAGAAAGCGGGUACUACAGAAUUAAACCACGACAGGACAGAGAACCUUUUCUUGUGUACUGUGAUAUGUCAGAUGGAGGAGGGUGGACGGUAAUUCAACGGCGGUGCAACGGCAAAGAAAAUUUCUACCGAGAAUGGCUUGAUUACAAAGAAGGAUUUGGACAAUUACAGGGCAAGGAUGAUGAAUAUUGGCUUGGUAAUGAUAAGAUUUAUGAUCUUCUUUUCAAUGGAGGAAUUUCACUGAAAAUUGAUCUAAUGGACUGGCAAGGAGAGAGACGAUAUGCAAUUUAUGAUGAUUUCCAGAUCAGGAAUGAGACAAACAAUUACAUACUAUGGUUUGGCAUUUAUUCCGGGACUGCUGGGAAUGCUUUGUCUGGGGGGAGCAACUUUGAGAGCCAAUGGUCUGCAUCACUCAACGGCAUGCCCUUCUCUGCUCCUGAUCGGGACCACGACAGGUUCCUAACAGGCAACUGUGCAGAAGAGAACAAAUGCGGCUGGUGGUUUAACAGGUGCCAUGCAGCAAAUCUUAAUGGACUAUAUUACAAGAAGGGGACAUACUCCGGUCCCUUUGAUAAUGGAGUGGUUUGGUCAACGUGGCGAGGCUUGUGGUAUUCCCUGAAAUACACAGCUAUGAAAAUCAGGUUCCAGUCCUUUCUGGAUGGAGAGAGUGGAAAUGGUGAAAUCAACUGAGAUCUUUUCAGGCACAUUUGAGAAAGAGAAGCAGGCAUGCCAAAAUUAUUGUAUAUGUGGUCCUUGGCUUGAGACUUAGCACACUGAAAAAAUCUUAUAGUAAGGAGUAUGCCACAGUGAGGAAGAAAAUUAGAUUUUGCUUUGGAUUACCAAUCAUUGCAUUAUUCCUGUAUCCAGU
This is a messenger RNA of Protobothrops mucrosquamatus (brown spotted pit viper), 1288 nucleotides long. RefSeq names its product fibrinogen-like protein 1. The transcript has 8 exons. Lineage: Eukaryota; Metazoa; Chordata; Lepidosauria; Squamata; Viperidae. The record is from RefSeq and is a predicted model, not a curated record. Bases 73 to 1110 code for a protein of 345 amino acids.